AUGCGCUUCUCCACCACUUCAGCCCUCCUCCUCCUCGGAGCCGCCACAACCAUCGCCCACGAGAUAAAGAUGACCUCCUAUACCAUCAACGAUGCCGACGCCGACGCCAAAACCUGCGGCGACAUAGACCUCGGCACCGCCGUCGGCACCGAGACCACCGUGCAAGUCUCAGGCGACAAGACGCCCAGCGCGUGCCAGAACCUCCACCAGGAAGCCCCGUGCGCGGUCUGGCAGCGCGAUAGCGCCACCCCCAGCAGCCUGGGCGACAAGGGCGUGACCCUGUGCACCGUGAGCGUGUACGCCGGCUCCCGCUGCAGCGACAGUAAGCUAUUCUCGAAAAGCUCCGGCAACUCGCAGGGCGUCGACUACACCAUAUCGGCGGCGUACAGCACGAGUUACCCAACCCGCGGCAGAUCGAAGGGAUGGGGGUCGUACGAUGUGGUAUGUCAGGACGAGGUGCAGGGGGAGGAGUCGUCGUCUUCGUCUUCGGCGGCCGCUGAGGACAAGAGGGCUGAGGCUACGCCGGCGCCGGCGCCGCGGGCAUUUGAUGCUUGA
Messenger RNA from Anthostomella pinea, 555 nucleotides. NCBI's taxonomy places the organism in Eukaryota, Fungi, Ascomycota, Sordariomycetes, Xylariales, Xylariaceae. The record is from the annotation of a GenBank genome assembly.